Drosophila pseudoobscura is the source of this 6195-nucleotide messenger RNA. It is a transcript of the gene ana3, whose product is annotated as anastral spindle 3. The record is from RefSeq and is a predicted model, not a curated record. The transcript has 3 exons. Bases 155 to 6076 code for a protein of 1973 amino acids. Lineage: Eukaryota; Metazoa; Arthropoda; Insecta; Diptera; Drosophilidae. Gene Ontology annotation, cellular component: centrosome; ciliary basal body; centriole. Gene Ontology annotation, biological process: centriole-centriole cohesion; ciliary basal body organization; centriole replication.
ACUUGAAUUCGAUAGUAUAUUUACGGUAUAUUUUUCAAAUGAGACGGUAUAUUUGACCGAUAGACAAGCGAUAACAAGUUGCCGCCGCUUUAAAAAAAAAUUCUAAAACAAUUUCAAAAAAAUAUAAAUAUAAAUAAUAUUCAAAUGCACGUCGAUGACAAUGGCCUCGAGACAGACAAUGACUUUGGAAUUGCGCGAUUCGCUAUUGACCAAAUUGACAAAUAAUUUGGUGGAGAUACGCAUGCGGGCCCUGGAGCAGGUUGAGACGCGAUUCUUUCGCUGCUUGAUGCUUCACGAGAAAAUCGCGGUGAACCCAGUGUUUAUGCUCAAACAGCUAAUACGAUGGUUUGGCUGCAAGCCCCCCCUGGCCGCUGACCGUGUGCUGGCCAUUCUGAAGGACUUGCUGCGCUCCGAGUAUGCCGAGGAGGUGGUGAAGAAGAUACCACAUGAGCGGCUUUCUGCGGAGUUGGACAAGAUCAAGAAGAUAAUACGGUCCCUGGAGUCCACGCGAGCAAUGGAGCUGCUGGACGAAUUACAGCUUUUGCUGCCCGAUAUAUAUUUAAACCAUAGGCCCACCCCGCCGCCAUCGAUCAGUGAGGCCGAAUUGACGAGCGAGACUGAGUGCAGCUGGAAAGAUCAACUGGUGGCGAGAUUCCAGCAAGAAGACUUUGAACCGGCCUGGACACAACCGUGCACGGAGGAUGUGGUCACCAUGAAGGCCAUGAUCGACAUGGAAGACCCAGAUGCCGAAAUGCAUGAAAAGCUUACCAAGUUAACAAUCAAAAUGGGCGACUAUCCCAGCGAGUAUUUCCUUCAGGCGCCACACAUUUUCUUCAAGCUUGUAAAGAUUCAGGAAAGGGCAGACUCCAAUCUUCUCAAUGUGAAUCGGGCCCUCAUCAAAUAUCUGCUGCAGAUGCAGAGCAGCAUAGAGGUGCGGAAAGCCACUCUUAGCUAUUCCUGCAACAUCGGCCCACCAGACGCUCUCCCCAAACAGCUGCGUGUGGAAAGUGCCCUGUGCUUCCUCCUGAACAGCUGCACCAAGCUGUUGGACCCGAUUCUGCAUCAAUUUACCAGACAGAAUUGGCUCAUCCUGGAACUAAUUAUGACGGCUGUACGAACCUAUAAAGCUCUGUGUUGUCCCGUCUCAAACUUAUUUAUAGAGCGGCUAGUCGGCCUGGUCAAAAAGGCCCAUACAUUUUGCUACAAUACGGAAGGGAACGACCUGGCAAAACUGGUGGAUAAACUCGCGAUGCCUCGUUUGCAGUCACUUAUUUGCAAUGGCCUGCUGCAUGAUUCAAUUGCGUUGAAUAUAACCUACGACAUAUCCAUGGACAGAAAUCAAGCGAAAUUACGGCUUCUACCUGUCAUGAUGGACAGCACAUAUAUGAUGUGCAUGCCAGAACGCGAACAAUCGAUCAAAAAACUUGUCUCUGAUAUUUCACAACCCUCAACGACGGAUAAACAGCUGAGUAUGCUAUACAGGGGCUAUAAUCUGGCCAUCAAUCAAUUAAAUCCGCUCAAAAAGAUGACUUCAGAGGACGUACUCCUUAUACAGAAGCACAUCUGCCUGGUCGUCAACCAGCUGGGCAGCCGCAGUUUGCUGAAGGAGCUCUGCGACGCCCUUCUAGACUGCAUUCUGCAGUAUACCAAGAACCCAAAAUUGCGUAAGGAAGCCGAGAGCUUGAUGUAUAGUCUGAUGAACAUCCGCGAUCCAGAGCUGCGUGGCCACUUCUAUCAUCUUAUGUGGUAUCCUUGUGGCUUGUUCUUUCACGCAAUCGUUCAAAACAGCGUCUAUCUGAGGGGCUGCAGUAAUCUGGAGCUGAUACGUCAGCGUAUCUUUGGACUGCCGCUGAACACCAAGCUGCUACGUCAGUUUGUUUUGCAGAGCUGGCUAGAAGAUAAAUGGGAUAGGGUCCGGGUCUGGUGCUUACAGUACCUGGACAUGCUACUCAAUUUGACCUGCACCCUAAGAGAUAAUGACUUCAGUGCAAUGUACGAAUUUCUUCAACCCGUGAUGGUUCCCCUUAUGAUCUGCCGUUCCGUUACGAACAGUACCAUGCACAACAAAUUAUGGAAGAUUGUUUGUCCGGCCGAAGGAGAUGUGCUUCUAAAGCUGCGCGCAAACGUCUGCUACCUAUUCCAUCCCGAUCCUCAGAUAAGAAUAGAGGCCGCGGCUAGAAUGGCUUACAUCCUGCAGUACGUUUCCAAGGGCGACGAGAAAAAGGUGCAUGGAAAGAUAUUAAUUUAUGACUUCGGAUGGGUGCAACCACCUCGGCUGUACCAAAGCAUUUUCCCAGCGACCACCGAAGAGCCCUUUCUGGGGGAGCGCAGCGUGGACGCCCUACUGCGGCUGCUGGAAACCAAAGAUCUCAAGCCAGCUAUCAGAAAGUCGUGUCUGACACAGCUAAAUGUUUUGUUGCAGAACUGGAACGCCUGCGAGCACUUUUCGAAAACAAACAAAGGCUUAAUAGUGGUCAUGCAGGCUUUAUACAUUGGUCGCGACAACAUAAGAAACUCGGAACAUGCAGAUAAUCUACUGACAACUGUGAGUAUUCUGAUCAAAAUCCAUUUUUACAACAAAGUCUUUCUGCAAGAGUCGGGGUCAUCCUCUGAAAUGUAUUUACUUCUAACGUCGCUCCUCUUUGAAACUGCUAACGAUCUGGAGUUUCGGGAGAGUGUCCUCAUCUGCCUAUUCCAAAUGCUCUUCCACGAACAUAUGACGGCCACCAAAUCGAAGCUCGUCUUGGAUGUGGAUCUUAGUUCUUUGAUCAUCCCCAUAACAUAUGAACUCGAUCUAACUGAACCACCGUGCACCGCCACGGAGGGGCUGGCCUUGGAGCAUACCCUUCGGCAGACCCAUUUCGGCCAAGAUGCCGACAGGGCUGCCCAGCAUUGGCGGCUAAAUACGGCGAUUUUCAUAUGCGGGACCCUGGAGGAUAUUACGCUGGAAGCGAUAAAGAAAGUGGACAUCAAGGAAUCGCUAAAGCUGACGGCUGCGGAUCUUGCCCUGAUCCAAGCAUCACAAGUCGGCCCACAGCUGGGUCGCCAACUCACGGCAGCCAGCAACUGCAGCAGCCACGACGAACUCAAGCAGAUUGUGGCAAAAAUCCAGAUAUAUCUGGUGCUGCUUCGCACUAGUGUGCCUGAAGAUGCGGGAAUCAGCCUGUGGAACUUUAUGCACAAGUAUCUGCGCGUAGCCCCCGCAAACGCAGCCGAUCGAGAGGUAUACAUGUCCGUGUCGGAACUGUGCCUGAGCUGCAUUCGCUUCGGUGUGCAACAUGUAUGGAGCGGUCUCAAUCGGACUCUGAAACUAGACGCACUCCACAGUUUUCUGUUGAUAUUGUACGAUCGCACCACCGACCUGAAUUUGCUCCAAGCGACCUGCCAAAUCUUUACAGCUCUGCUCGAGGCCAAGAUGCAAGUCCCCGCUAAAAUUAGCUGGCACGGACAGUUCUUUAUUCAGCUGAGUGCCGUGGCCAGGACUCACUUUGAGCUGCGCCAGCUACUGCACGUGCGCUGCAUUCUCAGAGUGCUGCAUUUUGUCAGCGAGCUUGACCUGAUGUUUAGCGACGAUCAGCUGAUGUUCUAUAUCCGACACUUUAUGCAACUUUCCUCCGACCUGAGAAACCCCACACAGACUGGAUCUCAGUGGCAGCGGGACUGUCUACACAUUGUAUGCCAACUCCAUAAACGGUACUUGGGAAAAUUCGCAACGAUUGCUACAUCCGACGAUAGGGAUCACUUAGCCGACAAGAUAAUUAAGUAUCUGUUGGGACUGUGCGGGCACAGUGAUGGACAAGUGCGUUCGCUGGCUUGGGUAGCGAUAGCCAGUUGGCUACCCAAUAGUGGCUCCAGCGCUGGAAAGAUCUUGCCGCACCUGCCACAUCCGCCUGGUGGUUUGAUUGAAUGCUGUCUGUCUACCAUGCAGCAUGUAGCGGAAAUGAUGCUGGUACGAGAGCUGGCUGGUCGUAUGUUUAUAACGCUGAUGCCGCAAACGGAUGCGGAGAAAAUCAUCGAGCUGCUGCAGCGUCAUAACUUUCUGGAAGAUGCGCAUUACGCUUUGGAGACGCUGCAUGUGACUCCCUUGCUGGACAAACACGCAAACGGUGAGAAGAACUCUUGUGGAAUAAUCAGCUGUUACAUAGCUAUCUGUUCGCGUCUGGUGGUCCUCAAGCCGACUUGGUGUGCCCUGCUCUGUGAGCACAGAUUUAUGAACUGCCUCAGCGAUGUGAUGAAGAGGACGCCGCCACCGCAGAAUUUCUCGGAUGGCUUUCUGGAGCUGUGCGCUGAUAUCUGUGAACUCUAUGCCCUUUGCUAUUCUACUAACUUCGAGUUCUUGCAGCGCAGCAUUUGUCGUGAUCCCGCCCUGCUGCAGAGCUACAUAACGCUGAUAGAUACUAUACUGGACCUGGAAAAGCCCGAUCGCUUUUUGACAAGGUUUAUUAAGCUAUUUCUGGUUUUCUGCAAGGACACCAACGCAUAUGACUUUUUGUUCGAGCAGCUUUACAUUCGACCCACUAUUUUAAUCGAGAUAUUCCUAUACGGAACGAAUCUAAAGCACAAGGGAACAUCUCUGCAGCAGCACACUCUCUCGGCUUUGACUAUGGUGUGCCUCAAGGCUCAACAUGCACCUGAACAUCUCAAUUUUGUGAAGAAAAUGGAAAAAUCCAGCUUGCCGGUCAGUAAUACUAAAGAUAAGACUAUGAAUGAGCAGAACGAUAUGAAUGCCUUGAAUAACCAGCCAAAGCCGAAGUCGAACCGAAAAUUUGCGAAAGGCGAUGCAAAGCCUUCUUCGGUUACAAUAUGCCACGAUGGUUUGCCUGUAGUCAGUGCAGUGGUGAUCCUCCUUCAAAGCCUGAACCGUCUUUUUGAUCAUUAUUUCCCAGCUAAGACUUUUAACUUCUUGCACCCUCCCGGAACGGGUCAUGUGCAGAUCUGUGAAGUGCUCGGAGCAUUGCUGAAGGUCUCGCCCUAUGCUAUUGAUGUCGCUCAGACGCUUAAGUUGUUGGAUCGAGUGUUGGGUCUGCUCGACGACUUUCUCAGCGACCUCGACAUUGGAAACGCCACCACUUAUGUGAAGCGCGUUGGCGCCCACAAGUCGCGUGACAUACUGAACAAUCUUGUGUUGCUGUUUAACAUGAUGGUGCAAUGGCACAGUUCUCCUUACUCAGUGAUCAACGAAGCAUCGGUGGCAGCCAUAUUUGUACGACUGCAGAUACGCAUUUGGCCCUGGUUGUCGCACUCUCCACACCUAAAAUUGCUUUGCGUUCAGCUGGCCAUGUCCCUCACCGAGUACUCAUUGGAAAUGUGCAAGCAUACCUCCUUGUUGCUGUCCGGACAAUCCCAUUCGCUGCUGCAGCUGAUGGUGCGGGUGGCUGACUACGAGACCACCAGGAAGGAGACUCCCAACGCCAUACCCAAUCAGUGUCUAGUUCCUGCUUUGCGUGUGAUGGUCAACUGCUGUGCCUGCCUCGAGGGUCGUCUCAGUCUCUUCAAGAUGCAUGUGUUGGACAUGUUUGACACGAUUCUGCCCGCCACCGUAAGCGGGGCUCAUGCUUCCAAGAUCGGACCCGCUGCUUUGCUCGCAUGGCUUAGCUUUUGGGAAGUCUACUCGCGCUAUGAUAGUGGUUCCAAGAUCUGCCAUUUGCAUGGUCUCAUCACUGCUAUCCGGCGCAUGCCACCGCUCAGCCCGGGUAGGAUCCUCUGCCUUCGCAUCCUCCGCAACAUGAGCUUCUCCGUUGGAAAUCGCCUGCCACUAGUAAACAAUGCCGACUUUUUGUCUAUGCUGAGUGACAUUGUCUCCCAACCGGUCAAAGAUGUAGAUGGUGGCGGGGAUGGCAGCCUAGAAUCAUAUGAAGAGCACAGCUUGGUGGUCUUGACUCUGUGGAAACUCUUCUGUUUCAUAGCAAAGUACCAGGCCAUUCUGCGAGGCACCAAAUUGCUGAAAAAGUUGUCCUGCCUCCAAGAGAAACUGGCCGUCGUUAAACAGGAGCGUCCGGGAUUUUUCCAAGAGCUGCCUCAUGCAUCAGAGCUUGAAGAACUGCUGGAAAAAGUGAUUGACUGUAUGGAGAAGUAGCCCGCCAAUGUCCACCCAGUAUCUGAAUAAAGUACAAACCUAUUGCAUAGUUAUACAUACCAUGUUAUUGGCAUGAUAAUUACAAUUGCUUCUUAAAUAAGACACCUUUUAACCAUUAA